AUGACAAAUCGGAGCAACAGCAAUGAGAAGGUGAAAGUUGAUUCACUACGUGGCGGCGAUCCAAGUGCACUGGAAACGAUGGUGAAGAAGUGGUCGGAUAGUGCACCGAAGGAGGAGAGUCCUGUGGCCGGGCAAACUGAUCUCAUAACAUUUGUUGACAAAUCACAAGUGGAAUGCUUGAACGAGGAUGAUAGCGCCACACUCAGGAGCUUACUGAGCGGCGAAAGUGAGCUGAGGUCGGAUUGCGAUCCGCAGCUCAUCAUAUCAAUC
Messenger RNA from Gongylonema pulchrum, 270 nucleotides. The record is from the annotation of a GenBank genome assembly. Lineage: Eukaryota; Metazoa; Nematoda; Chromadorea; Rhabditida; Gongylonematidae.